UGUUUAUCAGGACCAUCAAAUAUUAUGCUUUCUGUUCCAUUGAGAUGGAGUUCACGACCUCACACCGGUAACUGCGACAUUAAACGUUUCUCAGUGAACCUGUAACGGCCUACAAGAAGGCAAAACCAUGGGGAAUACAAGCAGCGAGAGGGCUGCAAUGGGCCAUGGGGAGAAGGCUCAGCGGAGGGACAGCCGGGGAAUCAAGGAAGGAGAGCGGCCAAAAAUCCUGAUGGACAGCCCAGAGGAUGCGGAUAUUUUUCAUGGAGAAGAUAUGAAAGCUCCUUCGGAGAAAGAGGAGUUUCUUUCUUGGCAGCAAGACUUAGAGGCAGAAGACAAAGGGCCAACUCUAGAUCGACCGACCGUCUUCCGCUGGACUGGAGAUGGAAAGGAAGUGUUCAUCUCUGGAUCCUUCAACAACUGGGCCAACAAGAUUCCCCUUAUUAGAAGUCAGAACACCUUUGUGGCAAUCGUUGAUUUACCUGAAGGGGAGCAUCAGUACAAGUUUUACGUGGAUGGACAGUGGACCCAUGAUCCGACUGAGCCUGUUGUAACCAGCCAGCUAGGCACAGUCAAUAACAUCAUCCAGGUGAAGAAAACUGACUUUGAGGUGUUUGAUGCUCUGAUGGUGGAUUCACAGAAAUGCUCUGACAUGUCAGACCUCUCCAGCUCUCCUCCUGGGCCAUAUCAUCAGGAUGCUUACAUUCCAAAACAGGAUGAAAAGUUUAAGUCUCCACCCAUACUUCCUCCUCACCUCCUCCAGGUCAUCCUGAAUAAAGACACUGGGAUUUCUUGUGAUCCUGCAUUACUUCCAGAGCCCAACCAUGUCAUGCUAAACCACCUUUAUGCUCUUUCUAUUAAGGAUGGCGUGAUGGUGCUCAGUGCGACACAUCGCUAUAAGAAGAAGUAUGUCACCACUUUACUAUAUAAGCCCAUCUGAUUGAAGACUGUCUUUCAUUCCGGCCCUGUGUGCUAACUGUACACUGAGUGUACAAAAUAUUACCUCCACACAUUUUUUUUUUUUACUUAAAAGAAAGAAACCAGACAAAGCCGGUCUCGUCCUGCUUCUCGUCUUCCAGCUGUUAAACUAAUCCUGAGUUGAUGGAUGAACUUUGAAUGAGAUGGAAGCAGGAUUAAUGAAGGAUUUUGUGAAAUUUGUUAAUGGGACUGAUGCUUACAGGAUUAUGUGAUGCAUUUAGAAAGGCAUGCACAGGAAACAUCCAAGAGAUAAGGAUGUCUUUAUGAAUAUGCUUCAGGAUGUUGUACAAGUGAUUUAUUUUUAGCUUUGAAUGUUUGACAAACAGUGAGAAAGUUUAGAUUAUUUCCAGCAAACUUUCAUGAAAAUUCAUUGUUACGCUGUGGUGCUUGGGAAUUAGUCAAACCUUAAGAAUUUGAAAUUAAAGGUAGGGUUAGAGAUGUUUUCCAGGAACAUUUUUACUGUGUUGCUUAGAAUUCGCUUCACACAAAUGCUCUAACAAAAUUAAAAAAGAAUUUAGUUACCUGUGGAACAGACAGGAUUAAAAAAAACACCAUCCAAUCAUUUUAACCAGAUUGGUCGGUGUCUAUCAAAGUCAGCUGCCAUUUGUCCCUCCCCCCUCAACUCAUCUGCGUGUGCCCCUGUUCGUGCACAAAUCACAUGAUCUUAGAGGUUUGGAGCACUUGUAGAGGCAACAAAGUGAGAGCAGGAUCUUGGCUAGCUUACUACAUCAAAAUACGGUACACACUUAAACAUAAGGGACGUUAUGGCAGAAAAGGGGCCUCUGUCGAGUCGGGAAAGAAAAAAUGUUUUGGAGAAGGCUACUUCCAAGAAGAAAAUCUGAAGGAAAGCGGAGCAAAAGCAGAGUGUUAGCGAAUCGAUGCUGCCCAGCCCUCGUGAACCCUCAGGAACAAGCAUUACACUUUUCUGUGCUUUGGAGGCGUGGCUUUGAGGGGAAGCCUGAAGAAAGGGGUGUGGCUCAAACCGUUUUUCUAGGAUCUCCUACCUUACCUUUAAUACCCUAAACUUAAUGAGAUUUUCUAAAAUACUUAGGAUAACUCAAGUUAAAGGAAUCAAAAUAUCACAAAUGGGCAUUUAGUACUUGGGGGAAAUUAUACAAUAUUAUAAUUUAAUCUGGAGUUUGAUAAAUUAGCCAAAAGCCUGUCAGAAAAUUUUUUUUAGAAGAUGAAAAGAAAAUCUAACACUUUAUUUAAAAAAAAGUAAUAACGGUAGUGUUAGUAACAUGGUUCAGGCCUGUUUUGCGGCAUUUGGAACAAGAUGUCUCGCUAGCAUUGAUGGAAAAAUGAAAAGAAAUCAGCUGUAGUUAUGAUGUACCAGAGAUGAAUUUAUGAACUGGAGAUUAGACUCUGAUUGAUCAUCUUAAUGGCGAAGUGACAUGAGCAAAGAAAUGAGACAGGAUAGACAGAGUUGGGUAGAAGAGACUUUUGAUGAGACAUCAGGAAGAGGUGGAGAUGGGAAGGAGGCUGGUAACUGACAGAAUAAAAGGAAGUUUAAAACAAACUUUGAAAAGGAGUUUAACAGCAUGGGGAAACGUACGUGAGAAAGUGUGGCAGGGAAUGAGAAUCAGACUUACUGACAGACUUACCAAAUGAUGAUUUAAAGCAUAAUAAAAUGUAGUUUGGCAUCAUAUCAAGCAGGCAUGGAUUUAGACUGGUCUCAAGUUAAUUUUCUUAUUUCAGUUUUUCUCCCUAAUCUCUUCUGCCUCCUCACACAUUAACAAAUUAUUUAUAUAUUUGUAUUCUGUUCAUUACUUACAGAGCACUGCUUUAUCAUAUUCUAACAGUAUCUCAAUUUAUUUUCACAUUUAAAUCAGGCUCUGAAAAAAGGAUUUGUGCUCUCAGGGCCAUGUUUGUCAGGUUAAAUCAGGCCUUGUCUUGAGUUAAAGUCCUGACUUUAAAA
Messenger RNA from Melanotaenia boesemani (Boeseman's rainbowfish), 2893 nucleotides. It is a transcript of the gene prkab1a, whose product is annotated as protein kinase, AMP-activated, beta 1 non-catalytic subunit, a. Bases 128 to 937 code for a protein of 269 amino acids. Gene Ontology annotation, molecular function: protein kinase binding. Gene Ontology annotation, cellular component: nucleus; nucleotide-activated protein kinase complex; cytoplasm. The record is from RefSeq and is a predicted model, not a curated record. Lineage: Eukaryota; Metazoa; Chordata; Actinopteri; Atheriniformes; Melanotaeniidae. Gene Ontology annotation, biological process: signal transduction. The transcript has 8 exons.